AUGUCAAGAAAACGUGAAAGUGGUUGUGAAUAUAGAAAACGAGCAAAGGAAAGAUCAGAAAAAAAUGAGGAACUGGUGAAGAAGAUUCCCAAGAUUGACACCUUUUUACAAAAAGGUGAUAAAAAACAAAAAGUGGACUCGACAGAGCUGAGUGAAAUUCAACAAGAAUUCGAUCAACCUUCAACAAGUGGUAACAACACAUCAAACAAAGCUGAAAGCAUUAUGGAGAUUCCGGAACAAGUGGAAUCUUGUGAAAAUCCGAAAAAAGCUUUUCCAGAAAUUAGCGGCAGUUCAGAUAACUUCAGUGAUGAUCCAGCUCUGUGGGAUGAAAUAACAGAGGAGUUGAGGCAGAAUUUUAUCAAUCGUGGAAUUAAACAAAAUAUUGAUUUAUUAGAUUUUGAAGCUUCAAGAAGGAAUUACAAUGAUCGCGUUCGAUAUUGUUCGAAAGGAUUGUUUAAAACCCGAUUGAAAAAUGCCGAGACUCACACUCGCGAUUUCUUGAUUUACUCUGCCAGCACAGGACGUCUCUACUGUCUGCCAUGCCGUUUAUUCAAUGGAAAAGGUCCAUUUGCAUCUACCGGAUUUAAUGAUUGGAAAAAUCCUAUUACUAUUGAACAGCACGAGAAUUCACAGAAUCACAAAAAUUGUGUCCUAAUUUUACUCCAAAGGCAAAAAGCAGCUGGCCAGGUAGAUGCACUUCAUGUUAAAGAAUACAAGCGGGAAGUACAGUACUGGAGAGAAGUUUUAAAGAGAGUUGUUGCAGCGAUCAAGGCAUUGGCAUCAAGAGGACUUUCAUUCAGGGGUUCGACGGAAGUAUUUGGUAGUCUACAUAAUGGCAAUUAUAUGAUGCUAUUAGAAUUUCUAGCUGAAUUUGACCCUUUUCUUGCUGAUCACAUUGAAAAGCACGGAAAUCAAGGCAGAGGGAACGUCUCUUACUUGUCAUCAUCGAUUUGUGAAGAAAUUAUCCAAAUUAUGGCUACAGAAGUUCUAAAAUCAAUUGAUCAGGAAGUUACAGAAGCCAAAUACUAUUCAAUAAGCGUAGACUCCACACCAGAUAUAACGCAUACCGAUCAACUGGCUUUUAUUACUCGCUAUAAUAAAGAAGACGGAAAACCAGUGGAAAGAUUUUUGGGAUUUAUACCAAAUCCGGGACACAAGGCUGAAGACCUUUAUAACGCUGUUAUUAAGAUGAUGGAGGAGCAUAAUUUCAAUUUUGCGAAUUGUAGAGGUCAAUCCUAUGACAAUGCGGCAAAUAUGUCAGGAAUAUAUAAUGGACUGCAAGCAAAAAUAAAAGAAAUCUCUCCUUUGGCAUAUUGGAUCCCAUGCGCGGCUCAUUCGCUGAACUUCGUCGGAGAACACGCUGCUGGAUCGUGUAAGGCAUCUCGGGAUUUUUUCUCACUUCUUCAGGAUAUUUACGUUUUCUUCUCAAUCUCGACUGCUCGCUGGGGCAUACUAAUGAAACAUCUGACUGGCCCUUCAGUGAAACGAUUAUCUACAACUCGCUGGUCGGCGAGAUAUGAAGCUUGCAACAGCAUCAACCAAAAUUGGAAAGAAGUUGUCGCAGCUUUGAGUGAAAUUGAUGAGCGGGACGGGUCUAAGACUGGGAGUGAAGCAAAAGGAUUGAAAAUCAAGCUAACAUCUCUGGAAACCGCAAUAAUGUUCGCUGUAUGGAGUCCAAUUUUGGAAAGAUUUGAUAAAGUGAGCGAAGCAAUACAGAAAGUUGGCAUUGGUAUAGAUGAAGUAGUUUUGUAUUAUGAGUCAUUGGUUGAUUAUAUCUUAGGAUUAAGAGAUCAAUUUGAUCGAUUUGAGGAGAGAGCGAAGAUCAAUUCUGGAUUUGAGAAAUAUCGAAGUGAAGAAAGAAGAGCCACAACAAGAACUGUUCCUGCUGAUGAAACUCGAGUGGGACAUACUGCUUUGAGUGGGAGGGAAAACUUCAGAGUAGGGGUUUAUCUUGUUAUAAUUGACUAUCUAACAAGAGAAUUGAAUCAACGUAAAAAUUGCUACAAGGGUUUUGCUGCGAAAUUCUCCUUUUUAUUAAAACUGCAAUCGAUUAGUUCUGAAGAAUUAGGAGUAGCGGUUACUAAUCUCAUCUCUAGUUUUCCUCAGGAUUCAGAUGAAAAACUCCACGAUGAAUGUUUGCACUUCAAAUCCUACUUAGCACAGUUAGAACAACCUCCAAAAACUCUACACGAGAUGAGUACCUUCAUUAGAAGUGAUAAAAGCUUAGUGCAAGUGUUUCCCUACAUCGAUAUUACAAUUAGAAUGUUUUUAUGCACUUUUGCAACGAACUGUUCAGCAGAGAGGUCGUUUUCAGCAUUGAAGCGAAUUUUAUCCUAUUUGCGAUCUAGCAUGUCUCAAGAGCGUUUGAAUUCUCUGGCCGUUUUGUGCAUUGAAGCUGAAUUGUUGAAAAAAUUAGACUUCGAAGCUGUGUUGCAACAAUUUGCGGAAAAGAAGGCAAGAAGAAAACCAUUAUUAGUUUGA
This is a messenger RNA of Harmonia axyridis, 2481 nucleotides long. Its product is annotated as zinc finger MYM-type protein 1-like. The record is from RefSeq and is a predicted model, not a curated record. Lineage: Eukaryota; Metazoa; Arthropoda; Insecta; Coleoptera; Coccinellidae. The coding region runs from base 1 to 2481 and encodes 826 amino acids. The transcript has 2 exons. Gene Ontology annotation, molecular function: protein dimerization activity.